CAUUGAUAUUGUCAAUGGUGUAAUAACAGGCGAGCGAGAGGGGGAUAGCUGGAUUUCUGAGUUUACACCAAAAUAUCUGUAAUUCGCAGUGCAGACUAGACCAGACUAUACCGCGGGACGUUGACAUCUGGGUCAGGAAGGUGAGGAAUGGUUUGUUAAAAGCUCCGCAGUCGUCUUUCUCUGUCCAUGGUGCUGUUUGAAUGAUCACGUCCUGAUCAGCACCUCAGUGGAAGAAAGGCAGCAGUCCCUGAAGAGCUUGAUCAAACGGGUGAGGAGGGGAGGAAUGGCACGGGUCCACUGCUAAAUCGGGGAAUUCUGAUUGGGGUUUGUACAGGGACCUAAACAGGCGAGUCAGAAUCAGAAGUCAAUUGUGAAGACAAGCAGGAACCAUGGAGCUGAGAGUGGGAAACAAGUACCGCCUCGGCAGGAAGAUAGGAAGUGGCUCUUUUGGAGACAUUUACCUGGGUGUUAACAUUGCCACGGGUGAGGAAGUGGCCAUUAAGCUGGAAUGUGUGAAGACCAAACACCCACAACUCCACAUCGAGAGCAAGUUCUACAAGAUGAUGCAGGGAGGAGUGGGCAUCCCAUCCAUAAAGUGGUGUGGAGCAGAGGGAGACUACAACGUGAUGGUGAUGGAGCUGCUAGGCCCCAGUCUGGAGGACCUGUUCAACUUCUGCUCCCGCAAGUUCAGCCUCAAGACUGUCCUGCUGCUGGCUGACCAGAUGAUCAGCCGGAUUGAGUACAUCCACUCUAAGAAUUUCAUCCACAGAGAUGUGAAGCCUGACAACUUCCUGAUGGGCCUGGGCAAGAAGGGCAACCUGGUGUACAUCAUCGACUUUGGCCUGGCCAAGAAGUACCGCGACGCCCGCACACAUCAGCACAUCCCCUACCGCGAGAACAAGAACCUGACCGGCACCGCGCGCUACGCAUCCAUCAACACACACCUGGGGAUAGAACAGUCUCGUCGUGAUGACCUGGAGUCUCUGGGUUAUGUCCUGAUGUAUUUCAACCUGGGCUCUCUGCCCUGGCAGGGCCUCAAGGCCGCCACCAAGAGACAGAAGUACGAACGCAUCAGUGAGAAAAAGAUGUCCACCCCUAUCGAGGUGCUCUGCAAGGGAUACCCCUCUGAGUUCUCCACCUACCUGAACUUCUGUCGUUCUCUGCGGUUCGAUGACAAGCCAGACUACUCGUACCUCAGACAGCUGUUCAGGAACCUGUUCCACAGACAGGGCUUCUCCUACGACUACGUCUUUGACUGGAACAUGCUUAAGUUUGGGGCCAGCAGGACAGCCGAGGAUGGGGAGCGGGAGAGGAGAGAGGCGGAUGAGAGGAUCGGGGGAGGACCUAGGGCACCCCGUGCCCUACCCCCGGGCGGCAACCCCCCUGGGGGAGUAGACAGGAUCCGAAAUGGCCCCAAUGCAGCAUUUUCUAGCCCUGCUUCCAGAGGAGUACCACAGUCAGGGAACCGGUCCCCGCAGGCUGUGUCCCGUGCGGAGCGAGAGAGGAAGGUGGCCAUGAGGCUCCACCGCGGCGCCCCCGCUAACAUCUCCUCCUCUGAUCUCCCCGCACAGAUGGGCCAAUCACGUAUCGCCACAUCACAGGUCAGUGUGCCAUUUGAACACCUGGGGAAGUGAGCUGCUCCUCAGGCCCUCUGGACACUGGCAGCCAUGGUAGCAAGGUAUCAAAUACCUACUCAAUUACUUUUGAAAUUGUUGGAUUAAAAAACAUGAGUGGGUCAACGACAAUGAAGACGGAUUAAAGAAUGAAGACGGAUUAAAGAAUGAAGACAGAGGAGAAUAAAAGGAGAGGAAGUUGCAAUGGAUGUGAGACGGGAACGCCUGUCCAAUAUGACUGUAGUUAACUGGGAGAAAAUAUGAAAAGAUGAAGGAUUGAGAAGUGAAAGACACUCUCUUGGCCUAGCCUUGCUUCCCAGGCUUGUGAGACCUUUGCCUCGGCUGGUGAAUGAGUCCUGGUUCACUCUCAUUAUGCUGGCUAUGUGAUCCGUGGGACCAUACACGUCUGUCAGAAGCUCAAUGCCCAAAAAAGGAUGUCAGUACAAAAUGGACAAAUUCUGAUUAUUCUAGCUGUUUUCAUUGCUGAGGUGGUGUUGUAUGGGCAAAUGUGUUGGUUAAAAACACACACAGUCGAAACCGUUUGUCUCACGUUGAAUGUCCAAUUUAUGACAGCUACAUUUCGAGCUAAGGUGUGUGUUUAUAAUAAUAAUAUCUGGGAAUAUUACAGAGGGUCAAGUAGUCGGCAAGAAGAUCUGUCAAGAGGAAUUUGGGGGAAAUGGAAGAUAUGCAGAGAGAGCAAGCCAAGGACCGACCGCAAGUCAGAGGAGGAAGGGGAUGGUAGGAGACUUAGAGAGAUGGACUGUCACCCAUUUUCUCUUAACGUCUUCGCUGUUUAAUUCUGAGUAGAUUUUAACCAAGUGUUAAACAAGGACAUUUUGGUUCUACAACACUUCCUAUUAACAUUAUUGACACAUUUACAUUGAGGUUUCACUCCUCUUUGUGUAUGUGCUCACAGUAUUCUAUUUACAUUGAGGUUUCACUCCUCUUUGUGUAUGUGCUCACAGUAUUCUAUUUACAUUGAGGUUUCACUCCUCUUUGUGUAUGUGCUCACAGUAUUCUAUUUACAUUAGUCAACAGCAGAGAGCUAAUAAUAUCCCUUCAAAUGAUGGUGGAUAAUGUAAUAAAGGACCUUAUCAUUAAGAGGUUUAGGCUUUGCAAGAAUAUUUUUGAGUAUUGGUCUUGGUUAUUAUGAUAAGUCAACAAGCCUUAUUACUCUGAAGAUGGGAGAAAUUAAGAGGUUGGAUUUCAAAGUUAUAUGCUCAAUUGCUGUUAUUUUUUUAUCUCUGUAAAUAUGUUUUUGUGUAAAGCCAGAAUGUGCUAGGUUAUUUUAAGAUGCCAAUGUAGUAAUAGAGAUUUAUUGACCUGCUGGAGGGUUUGGUUGGGUGGAGGGAGGGAGGGAGUCAGAUGAAAGGUAGGCCUAUGCCUGCAUGGGCCAGGGCAGAUCAUAAUACAGAUGGAAUGUAGUUGUGUGGGUUCUUUACCAUGCUUAGUCUUUAUUACAACAAUAUUAUGUAUAAUUAUUAUUAUUUUGUGUCCCUUUUCGUAAAGUUGUCUUGUUGCAUCUCAAACUCAACAGCACAGCAUCACCACAUAUAGUGCAUACAUACAUAGAUAUAACGAUGUAAAUCACGUGCUAUAAUACACGAAUCAACACUUGCGGACACAGUUCAUGGGAUAGGCCUAAACUAUAGUUCAUACCGUUUAUAUAUUCAUGGGAUAGGCCUAAACUAUAGUUCAUACCGUUUAUAUAUUCAUGGGAUAGGCCUAAACUAUAGUUCAUACCGUUUAUAUAUUCAUGGGAUAGGCCUAAACUAUAGUUCAUACCGUUUAUAUAUUCAUGGGAUAGGCCUAAACUAUAGUUCAUACCGUUUAUAUAUUCAUGGGAUAGGCCUAAACUAUAGUUCAUACCGUUUAUAUUCAUGGGAUAGGCCUAAACUAUAGUUCAUACCGUUUAUAUUUGGGGGGGGGGUGUUAUAUUUUGAGUCAAUAAAGAUAUGCACAACUUAUAA
Molecule: messenger RNA, 3583 nt
Organism: Oncorhynchus nerka (sockeye salmon)
Lineage: Eukaryota; Metazoa; Chordata; Actinopteri; Salmoniformes; Salmonidae
Product: casein kinase I-like
Exons: 12
Coding region: 390-1634 (414 amino acids)
Biological process (GO): endocytosis; signal transduction; peptidyl-serine phosphorylation
Cellular component (GO): nucleus; cytoplasm
Molecular function (GO): ATP binding; protein serine/threonine kinase activity
Source: RefSeq, a predicted model, not a curated record